ACAGGCAGAUUUCUCCCAUUUAAAAAAAUCUGAACCAUUACUUGUGCUUUAAUACUGAAAAAUAUAUUUUUUUCCGGUGGUAGCUAGCCAGCUUUACAGUCUGGAGAUGCCUCCUUAAAUCUCCGUCCACCCAUUGAGUUUGUCGCUUUGGAGGAAAAAAGUUGAUUUUUCUCAGAUAAGUUCUCCCAAAAUGUAGCUUUCUAACUCACAUGCAUGCGAGUCAAAAACUUUACCGCGAAAAGCGAGAAGUUCGGCGAGAUGAGUUUUUAGCUAGCUGUAGAUGUUACAGUUUACAGAACAGCUGUCCUAAGAUGCUAACGUCCAUAGUUAUGCUACAGUUUGAAGUUGGUAAGAAAUGACAGAAACGUUUGCUAUAGAUUGAAGCUGGUAAGAAAUGGCGGAAUGUGAUACCGAUGUUUUGGUCAGUUUCGCCGAGUCGCUGCAUGUCUACACUGGGCUUCUGACUGUGGCUACAGUUUGUGGAGGACUGUCGGGAAUAUUAGCAGCUGCUCUUUUAUAUGUCUUCUGCCUGAAGCCGUUGUUGCUGACGAGACAAGGCUACAAUGCAAGGAGGCUGCUGGAACCAGAUGAUGGGGAAUUAGACAACAACCAAAGUGACUGUGUCAGCAACAGCAGAAAGGAGGCUACAAGUGGCACCACUAAUGACAAAGAGAAGAAGCAGCCACCCAUGAACAGUGAUGUGGCUGCAUUUGCAUCCAGAGCAAAGGUGGUUUAUCCCAUCAACCAAAAAUACAGACCUUUAGCAGAUGGAGCAUCCAAUCCAUCACUACAUGAGCACUCAAAGUUGCCAGCGAUGCCGAACGAAGAGUCUUCGUCCUCCAUGGACAGAGAGUCUCUGAGUCAAGAGCAAGACAACGAUGACAGCAGUCAGUUUAUCUCAUCCUCGCUGGUCCCCAAGAGCCUACAGAACCAGAGUUUCAACAGGGUCUCUCACUACCCUCACACACUCACACAAACAGGCUUUGAAGGCAGGAUCAGCCUUUAUUGUUUGGCCCUGCAGGAUAUACAAAAUCACUGCUCUCAGCUUCAAGAAGAAAAAUACCUGAUUUUUCUACAAAUGGUGAAAGUCAUAUUCAACUGUCGGUUUCCAAAAGACAAAAAUGAUGCCGAGUUUGCCAAAAAUAUUCUUCAAAUUCAAGAAAAGGAGCUGAAUGACUUGAAGAAAGAGCUGCCAACAGGCCAAACUGUCACUGAGAAGAGUCAUAAUGCUCCCUGCACGCUGGAAGAGAUUGAGAGAGCUCAGAAAGAUCUCCUUGAAUAUGGCCUUCAAACAUCAAAGAGCUUCAGCAAACAGGUAGAAGACUUGUGCCAGCAUGUGCUGAAGAAGACCGGCAUUUUCUCUCCAGAUGAAGCACAGAGUGUUAUUCUCUCUCUAAUUCAGACACUUCUGGUAGUAGAGAACCACCUGAUGAAGGUACAAGAGGCUGAUCUAAAGAGGAUACAACACAAGCUGUUGUGGUGGGAGGAGCUCACAGGGCUUCUUCAAUCCCAGCCUGCCUUGCUGAGGCGAGAAGUAACUCUGAGACAGGGUUUGAUCGCCACAACACUCGAACAGCUGACAAGUGAUGAUGUCUUGAAUUUCAGCCACAUGGAAAAGAUACUUUCAGAGAUUCAGGCCACUCUGACAGAAGGCCUUCAGCAGUGUACCGAGGAGUGCACAAGAAAGACAAAUGAGCUGGUGAACGAGAAGUGCAGCAAAAAGGAGUCCAAAAGAAAAAAGCUUCAGAGGAGCCAGAUGAAAGAGAGGAGCCAAACACUGGAACUGAGAGAGACUCACAGCGACCUGCAGGAGCUCACCAAGGUGUACCAGGAGCUGCUGAUGAAACACAGGCAACAGCUUUCUGACUUGGAGCUGCAGCAGGAUAACAGGGUUGCUGACGCCCUCUGUGACCUUUGGAGGAAGCUUCGCAACUCCUGGUCAAAGAGGCUUGGAGAGCUAGCCAAGGAUGUCUUCCUCACAUCAGUUGCAGCCCAAACAAAGCUCUCUGCUGAACACUGUGAGAAGCUGUGGUUGGAUCUGGAGCAGGAGCUGGCUGCUCAGCUGCAGCAGGCCGAGUGCACCACCAAGCAGCAACUGGAGGACAUUAAGGCAGAGCUGGAUAAAGAUGGACAGGUAUGGAGUGAAGGUAUUGCUCUGGUGCAGGCCUGCCUGAAACAUCUGAGUGAGCAACAGAUGAAGAUCCUGCGAGCCACCGUGUCCAGACAGAGCUACACACUCAACAGUCAAAUGGGGCAGCUGAUAGAGAAGAAACACGAGCACCUGUUGGUGGUGAUGCAGAGGUACUUUGUGGUCAGACACGUCUGUCUGCACAUCCUGAAGGAGAUGAGACUGUCCAAGCUGAAGACGCUCUCUCAGACUGAUUUCAGAGCUCUGCUCAUGGAAGAUCCCAGUAGAAACCAGGCCAGUCCUAAUUCAGCUCUCAAGAACAGUAGCACCAGCCUCGCAGCGAGACAUCUGGGCCCAGAGAGUCAGCUUCUGGGGAACAGCUUCCAGCAGGAGUUCUUGUCUGAACUGGAAACUGGAACGGAGCUUCUUCAGAGCCAUGCACAGCUGGUGUUAGGCAAUGCCCUGAGCCACGCCAUCCAGCAGAUGAUGGAGGCUCCACCCACAGAGACACAGACCUCCAAACAGGACGAUGGCUUGAAGCGUCACCUGACAGAGGCUGUUGCAGAGAGCGUCUAUGUGACCAAAGACUCUCUUACUUCACUGGUGGAAAGCUACUUUUCUCAUCUUCAGGACAUUACCAAAAAACUGCAGCAGGAUCAGUCAAACCCAAACAAUGAGGUAAAUGAGAAGCAAGACAGCAGCAGUCAGCUGAACAAAGCCUUGCUGAGGGAGCUGGUGAACUGGGGCAAGAAACCUGCCUCUGCUGAGUUUCAACAGAGGGUUGAACUUCAUAAAAGGAAGGUGCUGGAGCAGUGCGAGUUGGAUCAGGAGACGAUAUAUGAGGAGCUGAAGCGGAAGAAAACAGCCCAGGAUCAAACUAUGGAAACAAUCAAAGGGCAGUUACUGGAGGCAGAAGAAAGCUUCAUAACUGAGCUGGCAGCUUUGGCCCGGAUUUCUGUCCACAGUCCAGAUCCAGAACUUAGUGGUGAAGAGGACAACAUUGGUGACCAGAGCACCCCAAUACUGGACCUUCUCACCCUGAACCCAGCAUUGGAUCCAGCUCUGAAUCCUUCACUGACUCCAACUUUUGUUACUCCAGUGGUGAAAUCAAAGCCAAAGAAGCAAAGAGAGCGAGAGUCUCAUCUCAGCUAACACCCUAAUGCAGGGUGCAAAUUACAGGGGAGCCACGGGGAGCUCGGUCCCUUUUAAUAAAACAUGAGCUCUCCUGAAAAUAUGAACUAAAUAUUACCAGUAUGCUGUUUCUGCCAUGUAUUCCUAUUUAUCCUCAUCUUCAUAAUUGUGGAUCAUGCAUACAAUUAGGCUAAAGCUAAUAAAUGAUUCAUGCAUGAAGUUGAAUAAUCACAAACACAAGCAUAAGAACUACGCUCAAAGAACGGGGGGGGGGGAAAGUACUUUCUUGAUAUCAACUGGCAUAAAACAGAACAGACAAACACACCUUACAAUCAGUGUUGCUGUGUCAGUCGCAACUGAGGAGGAACAGUAAUAGAAUAAAGGUAAAUCAAGUGUUUUUUAAGAGUUGCAUCUGUUGUUUCUAAACUCAACAAUGGGAAGAAAAAGGGAGCAGCCUUAAAAGCCAUGCUGUAAGUCUGCACUAUGCUAAAAUGUUUACAUUUUUUUAAUUUAGUAGCACCCUGGAAAAAAAAAGUUGACACGUAUUAUCAUAGUUGCGAACAUCUAUUUUUCUGUUAAUACCACUGUUGUUAUUAGGAAGGUACGGCAAAACGUGUGUGUAUUUAUAUAUAAACUAGAAGUGUUUUGCAUUUAAAAACAGAUGACUGAAACUUUUCUAUAUGUUUUUAACACACCAUUAAAUAAUACAACUCUACAAAACGA
Acanthochromis polyacanthus (spiny chromis) is the source of this 3982-nucleotide messenger RNA. RefSeq names its product evC complex member EVC. NCBI's taxonomy places the organism in Eukaryota, Metazoa, Chordata, Actinopteri, Pomacentridae. Bases 395 to 3280 code for a protein of 961 amino acids. The transcript is spliced from 20 exons. Gene Ontology annotation, biological process: smoothened signaling pathway. The record is from RefSeq and is a predicted model, not a curated record.